GUCAGGCUCCACUCCCUGUCCCAACAGGCUCUACCACUUCUGAGGAAUCGAACCAGCCAUGUUGGAUUGUGGGCGGAGCUUAGAGUGACGGUUCUACUGGAUCUACUGAGACACUGGCCUGGAGAACGGUUCUGCCUGGAACCAGCAUGCAGGCCGGUCUGAGGAGGAACACGGUGAAGGAUCUGCUCAUCAUGAAGCGCCAGCAGAAGAGAACCUGUUCUCCGGACGAGCAGCGCGGAACCAAACAGCCCAGGUUCCAGUGGAACCUCGACGCCUUCGGCUCUCCGGACGGAACCCGUGACGUUCCUCCUCCACCUCUUCACCACCUGCAGAACGCUGAUCCCCCCUGCGGUUCCCCCGGUUCCUCCUCCGGUUCCCAGGAGAACAUGAGUCUGUUCCACUGGCAGGUCCAGCAGGCGGAGCGCAGGGUGAAGCUUCUAACGGCGGAACAGCUCAGCGACCAGGACGAGGACGGAGACACGUUCCUGCACAUCGCGGUGGCUCAGGGGAAGCGUUCUCUGUCCUACGCUCUGGCCAGCCGGAUGUCUCAGACCGGUUCUCUGGACCUGAAGGAACACAACGGACAGACGGCGCUGCAGAUCGCCGCCGCCUCCGACCAGAACCUGAUCGCCGGAGACCUGCUGAGACACGGAGCCCGCCUCGGAACCCGGGACCAGUGGGGCAGAACCGAGUUCCACGUGUGUGCCGAGAAGGGCCACCUGGCCACCCUGCAGAGCAUCUACAGGUUCCUGACGGAGAACCGACAGCAGGCGGAUGUGGACAUGGUGAACUUUGAAGGUCUGACCCCGCUACACUCGGCCGUGCUGUCGCACAACGCCGUCCUGAGAGAGCACAGAACCCUGAAGGAACCCUGCCAGUUCAUGAGCCGCCAGCUGGAGAACCGCAGGAACCGCCACCGCGACUGCGUCCGCACGCUGUUGCUCAUGGGCGCCAACUGUGGGGCACAGGACCUGAAGAGCGGUCGCACUGUUCUCCACAUGGCGGCGGAGGAGGGGAACCUGGAGCUGCUGGAGGUUCUCCUGCAGGCUUCCUCAGCCUGGGCUGCCGUCAACAGCAAGACGUUCAGUGGGAACUCCCCGCUCCACUGCUGCUGCUCGCUGUCUCCGCCCCGGCCGGAGGUCGUGACCUUCCUGCUGCGGCGCGGCGCCGACCCCGGAGCCCGGAACUCCGAGAACGAGGUCCCGGCCCAGCUGGUCCCUGAGGGCCCGGCGGGGGACCCGGUCCGGAGGAUGCUCGGGGGGAACCAGGGGUAGAGAACCAGAGAACCACGACAGAGAACACCGUCAGUCAGACGGUCUGCUUUACUCAUCUGCCAGGCGGCAGAUGUUCGUUGUUUCAG
Salarias fasciatus (jewelled blenny) is the source of this 1360-nucleotide messenger RNA. Its product is annotated as NF-kappa-B inhibitor zeta-like. The transcript has 10 exons. NCBI's taxonomy places the organism in Eukaryota, Metazoa, Chordata, Actinopteri, Blenniiformes, Blenniidae. Gene Ontology annotation, cellular component: nucleus. Gene Ontology annotation, biological process: regulation of gene expression. Gene Ontology annotation, molecular function: protein binding. The record is from RefSeq and is a predicted model, not a curated record. Bases 147 to 1274 code for a protein of 375 amino acids.